AUGAUUUGGUCCAAAGACGGUAACCUAUUGGAUACCCGAAAAUCUCAGCCCAAAGGAAACACCUGUCUUCCAGGAUCUGAGGUUCCUUACACGACCCCCUCCGGACCGCACGAGUUCACGGCCGACCCCGACUCCACGCCACCCGCGAACGCGCCCCGAGGUCAGGCCCGGCCAUCCCAGAGCGGCCGACGAGGGGCGCUGGCCGUGAGAUCGCGCUGGCCCCGGACGCCUCCGCGUGGGUUAGACCCGCCUGCCAACGGGCUGCCCCGGCCGCAGAGGAGGCGGGGCCCGGAGGGCUGGGGGGGCGCGGCCCGGCCGGUCCGCCUUCCGCAUACCGACCCUGAGCGAUCGCCGCGGCCUGGGCCCCGGAGAGAGGAAACGGAUCCCGAACGGGGGGCGGGGGGCGCGGAGAAAGGGUCGCCCGCGCGCAGCUCACCCGGCGCCGCAGCCUCCUCGCGCCGCCGGCGUCCCUGCCGUGCGCCCGCGCGCGCGCUCCCACAGCCCCUCCACGCCGCCCCGCGGCCGCCCGAGCUUCCGGAAGCGGAGAGAGCGGAACGGGAAAGGACGUCGCCUGGGGCCGCGCCGCUGGUCCCGCGGGAAGCGGGCGGUGCCGGAGGCUCCUCGCGGCGGGCGUCACAGAGCGCGGCGGGCCCGCCCCGCUCCGGGACGCGCGCGGGGCGCCGGGCCUGGCCAGCGGGCCCCCUCUCGGAUGGGAAGGGACGCGGGAAGAAAGUGACCUCCGGACCCUCGGCUGUGCCCUGCACCGCCAAGGUGUUAACUGCUGCAGCCUCCGCUGUUAACGAGGAAAGCUGCUUUGAUGGUCUUGUAAUGUUGUACCCAAACAGCGACAGUAAUAAUAAAUAUGGAGGCAGCUGA
Messenger RNA from Rangifer tarandus platyrhynchus (Svalbard reindeer), 876 nucleotides. NCBI's taxonomy places the organism in Eukaryota, Metazoa, Chordata, Mammalia, Artiodactyla, Cervidae. The record is from the annotation of a GenBank genome assembly.